This is a messenger RNA of Entrophospora sp. SA101, 954 nucleotides long. The record is from the annotation of a GenBank genome assembly. NCBI's taxonomy places the organism in Eukaryota, Fungi, Glomeromycota, Glomeromycetes, Entrophosporales, Entrophosporaceae.
AUGGUUGGAGCAAUUGUAACUUCACCCUUAGAUGUAGUUAAAACGCGAUUACAGUCAUCAUAUUAUCAAUCAUCAUCAAAUAAUUUGAAUAUAACAAAACAAACUGGUCGACACAUACCAGUUUUAGGACAUUUUAUCGAAACUGGAAAAAUUUUAAUUGGUGUGUAUCGUAUUGAAGGACCACGAGCAUUAUUCAAAGGUUUAGGACCGAAUUUAGUAGGAGUUGUACCAGCAAGAGCAAUUAAUUUUUUUACAUAUGGAAAUGGAAAAAGAAUUUUGAUAGAAUUAAAUGAUGGAAAAGAAACUUCAUUAAUACAUUUAACAGCCGCAAUUACAGCAGGAAUUACUACAUCCACCGUAACCAAUCCAAUAUGGCUUGUAAAAACGCGUAUGCAACUUCAAAGUUCCAAUAAAUCACCACAAACACUCACCAAAUACAAAAACUCGCUUGAUUGCAUAAGAAAAGUUAUUAAAAACGAAGGAUUCAUAGGGUUAUAUAAAGGAUUAAGCGCUUCAUAUCUAGGUGUGGCGGAAAGUACAAUACAAUGGGUUUUAUAUGAAUCAUUCAAGUCAAAAUUUGCGGAAAAAAGAGAAAAAGAGCGAAUAAAUAAAAGAAACAGUUCUGGUAGUCUAGUAACGCAGCUAGAUAAUAAUUUUAAUUGGCGUUGGAUAGAUAAUUUGUUAGCAGCUGGUUCAGCUAAACUGAUGGCAGCUUGUAUUACUUACCCACAUGAGGUAAUUAGAACACGUAUGAGACAAUUACCAGGUGAAAAUGGUGUGCUUAAAUAUAAAGGAUUAAUCCAAUGUAUCAAAACAGUAUUUAAAGAAGAAGGAUUUAAAGCAUUUUAUGGUGGUAUGAGUGCACAUAUGAUGCGUGUUGUACCAAAUGCUGCAAUUAUGUUCUUUUGUUAUGAAUCAAUCUUAAGUUAUAGUGGUGUAAAUCAAAAGAGGUAG